This is a messenger RNA of Dovyalis caffra, 264 nucleotides long. NCBI's taxonomy places the organism in Eukaryota, Viridiplantae, Streptophyta, Magnoliopsida, Malpighiales, Salicaceae. The record is from the annotation of a GenBank genome assembly.
AUGGUGGAUGUGGGGUCGUGUUUGGAGGGGUCCGGUGUGAUAGUUGAGGCUGCGGUGGCAAGCACACAAGCUCACGCAUACCUAAUUGGCUUGUUGAUGGGCGUGGGAGUGAACUAUGGGCGAGAGAGAGCGAGUUGUAGAGGCCGAGUGCGGCAUAAGGCUUGGGCGAGAGGGGCUGUGGACGGCGACAUUGGGUGUAAGUGGGGCUAUAUUGGUGUGGUAGUCGAGAGGAAGGAGACUACCGACGUGUGGGGUGAGGGAUGA